AUGUUAAGAGCAAAUGUUGUCGUCUCUUUGGUUAUAUUUGCAGCUCUCAUGCAAUGUAUGAAUGGAAAAGAAAACAUUACGCCAUGGAUAUACAGUAUGAAGCAGCCGGUGUCGUGUAAUAGAGAACAUUCGGAAAUUGGAAUAUGUCUUUCAGGUAUUGAUGAUGAUAUUCAAAACGAUGGAAAAUGCUGGAAAUUUUGCUUGAUGGUUGCGAAAAGCGGAGGUUAUAAUGCAGACAAAUAA
Molecule: messenger RNA, 243 nt
Organism: Arabidopsis thaliana (thale cress)
Lineage: Eukaryota; Viridiplantae; Streptophyta; Magnoliopsida; Brassicales; Brassicaceae
Product: Defensin-like (DEFL) family protein
Exons: 2
Coding region: 1-243 (80 amino acids)
Biological process (GO): defense response to fungus
Cellular component (GO): extracellular region
Source: RefSeq, marked reviewed